Molecule: messenger RNA, 396 nt
Organism: Microtus oregoni (creeping vole)
Lineage: Eukaryota; Metazoa; Chordata; Mammalia; Rodentia; Cricetidae
Product: serine protease inhibitor Kazal-type 1-like
Exons: 4
Coding region: 82-318 (78 amino acids)
Molecular function (GO): protein binding; serine-type endopeptidase inhibitor activity
Source: RefSeq, a predicted model, not a curated record
CUGUCUAUAAGACCAUUCCUCGGUUUCUGAAGAAAAGCACAGCGCAGAUUUCUCCGGACCUUUGCACCUGCAUCUGCAACCAUGAAGGCGGCAAGUAUCUUUCUUAGUGCCUUGGUCCUACUCACUUUAGCAGGUAACACUACAGCUAACUUAGUGGGAAAACAGGCCAAUUGCAAUGGUGCAACUAUGGGAUGUCCCAGGAAUUAUGACCCUGUGUGUGGGGCGGAUGGAAUUACUUACUCCAAUGAAUGCAGUCUGUGCUUUGAAAACAGGGCACGCCAGGUUCCUGUCCUCAUUAAAAAAUAUGGACCUUGCUGAAAGUCAAGAUCUUGAACUCUGCUAAGACUACCAUGAUGCUUGACUAGCCUGUCUAUUGAAUAAACACAUCUGAAUAUA